Molecule: messenger RNA, 778 nt
Organism: Musca vetustissima
Lineage: Eukaryota; Metazoa; Arthropoda; Insecta; Diptera; Muscidae
Exons: 1
Coding region: 13-729 (238 amino acids)
Source: RefSeq, a predicted model, not a curated record
CAAUCCAUUGUUAUGCGUUUCCCCAUGCCUGCCGAUUUCCCUGCCAAUUUCAAUUUCCAACCUACCUUUGCCAGCAAGCCCACCCGUCGCUACCGCCCCCGCCAACGUAUGGUCAAGAAACCAAUUGUAACCAAGAAUUUCUUCAUUCACUCCGCUCCCGAAGAGACUCAAGCCGAAAUCGAUGAAGAAUUGGCUCAAUUGCAACAACAACCCCGCAAACAUUACAACGUCCUGUUUGUGAAGACACCCAGUCAGACCAACAAGGCUGCUGCCAUCAAUUUGGCCAAGGCUCUCAAAGAAGAAAAGACCGUUGUCUAUGUUUUGGCUAAGAAGACCUCCGCCGCCGAUUUGCAAGAUGCCAUCCAAGAGGCACCUCAACACAUCAACAAACCUGAAGUGUUCUUCAUCAAGUACCGCACUCCCGAAGAAGCUGCCAAUGCCCAACGUCAAAUCCAAUCUCAAUACGACAGCUUGGGAGGUUCCACCACCAUCACUGAUGAAGGUGUUGCUCCCAGUACUUCUGUUAUUGGUUCUUUGGAUGCCUCCGCCGAGGAAGAAGAUGAAGAAGAGACCAAGCAACAACAAUUGCAACAGGAACAACAAGCCAGCGGUGAUUAUGGCGUGCAACAGCCCCAACAGGUUCAAUACGAUGAACAACAAUUGGUGAAUGCCAUCCAAACUGCUGCCGCCACAAAUGGCGGCUAUUUGCCACCCUCCAAUCAGUUCUAAGAAGAUCUUCGUUGUUAGAUACCCCCUCUUAAUGUUAUUUAGUUAGUUA